AUGGAAUUUGUUGCAGGUAGCGACCAUCACCAAUGGGAAAGCGACAGUGUUGUGGCUCAAGCCUCAAACUACGGGCAGCUAUGCACUCUUAUCCUCCUGACUUUCAAAGAUGUCGAUCCCUUCCUAAAUUGUAAACUAAAGCGAAAUGGAAAAAGGCCACGGGAAAAUUUGACCUGCCCUAACAUUACGAUAAGCCAAUUGACGUUGACCAGCCCAGACCGGUUGCGCAAGAUCGACCAGCUUCGCGAGAGAAACAUUUCCACGUACCUUGCGCUACCUCAGUUGGUCGCGGUCAGUGAUAAAAGUUCUGGAAAGUCCUCCCUUCUGGAAAACCUAACGGGUAUCCCGUUCCCUCGAGGACAGGAGCUUUGCACGCGUUACUCUACGCAAAUCACUCACCGCCGCGAUGCCGCAAGUCAUAUUACCAUCAGCAUUAUUCCUGGCCCAACUGCCUCGUUGGAGCAUAAAGAGAAACUCCAGGAUUUUAUUAUAGAGGUGGAGAAUACUGAUCAGCUCCACACCGAGUUUCCUGACAUAUUGAAUAAGGUGAAUACACUCAUGGAUAUCAAGAUGCCCAGAAACCCUAGUAGAAACAGAACCUUUUCUGAAGAUAUAUUAAAAAUCGAGCGAUACAGACUAGAGGAAGAUUACCUAACAGUCAUCGACAUGCCCAGCAUCUUUCGCAUCACUACCCAAGGUAUUACCACAGAUCAAGACCGUCUACUAGUCGAAAGAAUAGUCAAGAAUUACAUUAGCGACAACCACACAAUUAUGCUAGCUGUUCUUCCAUAUAACGUCGAUAUUGCCACUCAGGAAAUUCUGGCAUUUACUGAAAAAGCCGACCUAAGCGACAUAUUUAAAGAGGAGCCCUGGACGUCUCUGCCAGAUAAUAAGGCUAGAGUCAAUACUCUUCAAGCAUGUUUACAGGAGCUUCUUAGUCAGAUCGCUGAUAGAUCCUUCCCAAAACUUCGAUCCGAGGCACGUCGCAGGCUUAAUGAGAAGCAAGAUGCAUUAGAUGCCGACUACUUGACACAUGAAUUAUUCGCGGAUGAUGACUUGCGUCUCAUUAGAAAGGUUGUUAACACUACCGAAGACUUCUCUCACGACUUUGAAGCUUGUGCACAUACAUACUCUUUCGAAGGCGAACCGUCGAAGUCUUUGCAGCCGAUGCCCUCCCCACCCUUGUUUUCCGACGGUGAGGAAGAUGCUCAAGAAGAAGAGGCAAGGAUUAGCAAGAAGUCAUGCAACAUACUUGAUCUGAACUUGUACCCGGAUCUAGAGGGCUUACUUAGCCAAGGCUGUACUUCUCAUCAGCCAGCUCAGGGUAUCAUGUCCUGGAUUACUCAAAUACACCUACAUUCCCAAGGUGUUGAGCUGGAGAGACAGAAGAAGCCUUAUAUGCUCAACCACUAUUUCAACGAAAACUUACAAAAAGCACAUAACACACGAACUUUCCAAGGUUUAAAAGAAAAGGUGUGGAAAGAGAAUGAAGCGAAGCGGAUUGUCGUUAAUGUGAAUGACAUUUCUUUACUCAUUCAAAACCGAAGCAACAGGGAGCAUACCGCAGAAGAAAUACAUAAUAUUCUCCAGGCUUACUACAAAGUGGCCAGGAAGCGAUUCGUUGACAACGUCUACUAUCAGGCCGUGGACCACUGCUUGCUUUCAGGCCCAUCAAAUCCUCUGGGACUUUUUUGUGAACAGUGGGUGCUUGAUCUGAGUGACGAGAGGUUACGGUCGAUUGCUGGCGAGACUCGUGUUAUUCAGGAAAAACGUCAAAACCUGCAAACAGCGCUGCAAGACUUGGCACAAGCUUUGGAGAUUCUAGGUUGA
This is a messenger RNA of Fusarium pseudograminearum CS3096, 1830 nucleotides long. RefSeq lists its product as uncharacterized. The transcript has 7 exons. The record is from RefSeq and is a predicted model, not a curated record. Lineage: Eukaryota; Fungi; Ascomycota; Sordariomycetes; Hypocreales; Nectriaceae. The coding region runs from base 1 to 1830 and encodes 609 amino acids. Gene Ontology annotation, molecular function: GTP binding; GTPase activity; microtubule binding. Gene Ontology annotation, cellular component: membrane; microtubule; cytoplasm.